Molecule: messenger RNA, 1620 nt
Organism: Naumovozyma dairenensis CBS 421
Lineage: Eukaryota; Fungi; Ascomycota; Saccharomycetes; Saccharomycetales; Saccharomycetaceae
Gene: PCS60
Product: Pcs60p
Exons: 1
Coding region: 1-1620 (539 amino acids)
Biological process (GO): fatty acid metabolic process
Molecular function (GO): medium-chain fatty acid-CoA ligase activity
Source: RefSeq, a predicted model, not a curated record
AUGACUUCUACCGCUUCAUUCAACGAUACCUUUAAAGUGUCUGACAACGUUGCCGUAGUCAUCCCAGAAACUGAUGUCCAAGUAACUUAUAGGGAUUUAUCCCAUAUGGUGGGACACUUCCAAACUAUCUUUAAAAAUCCCGAAUCACCUUUAUAUUCAGAAGUGAAGAGACAAGAUACAUUGGCUAUUUCAAUUCCUAAUGGAUUGGAAUUUAUAGUUGCAUAUUUAGGUGCUACUAUGGAUGCAAAGAUUAGUGCGCCUUUAAAUCCAAAUUAUAAAGAAAACGAAUUCAAUUUCUAUUUGAAUGAUUUAAAAUCAAGAGCUGUUUGUGUACCAAAAGGUACAUUAAAGGACUCAAACUCUCAAAUUGUUAAAGCCGCCAAGAAUUUUGGGUGCUUUAUCACUGAAUUGUAUUUCAACCAAAAAAGGUUUAGAGUUGAAUAUGAAAUUUAUUCGCCAAAGGAUAACUAUAAGACAUUGAUUUAUAGUUCAUUAUCGAAACCUAAAUUUAUCAAUAACGACCCUCAACGAUUCCCGGGAUUUUCCCGCUCUACUGAUGUUGCAAUGAUCUUACAUACAAGUGGUACUACGUCUGCUCCUAAGACAGUCCCAUUGUUACAUUUAAAUAUUGUUAGGUCGACGUUAAAUAUUUCACAGUCUUACAAACUAACUGAACAAGAUCGUUCAUAUAUUGUCAUGCCGUUAUUCCACGUCCACGGCCUUAUUGGUGUUUUACUUUCUACAUUCCGUAUACAAGGUUCUGUAGUUGUCCCGCAUAGAUUCUCACCAAAGACAUUUUGGAAACAAUUCAUUACUUACAAGUGUACUUGGUUCAGUUGUGUCCCAACCAUUAGUAUGAUAAUGUUAAACGUUCCUAAACCUUCACCAAUGCCAUAUAUUAGAUUCAUUAGAUCAUGUUCUUCUGCAUUGGCUCCUGCUACUUUCCAUAGACUGGAAAGGAAUUUCCAAUGUCCUGUAUUAGAAGCAUAUGCAAUGACUGAAGCAUCCCAUCAAAUGACAUCGAAUAAUUUACCUCCUAUGAAAAGGAAACCGGGAACAGUCGGAAGGCCACAAGGUGUGGAAGUUUUCAUUUUGGAUGAUAAUGAUAAUGUGUUAGAACAAGGUAAGAUUGGCGAAGUAUCCAUUAGGGGUGAAAAUGUCACUUUAGGAUAUAAGAACAAUGAUAAAGCUAAUAAGGAAAACUUUACAGAAAGGGAGAACUUCUUUAGGACUGGUGAUCAAGGGUAUUUUGAUCCUGAAGGAUUUUUAGUACUAACUGGUCGUAUAAAGGAGUUAAUUAAUAGAGGCGGAGAAAAGAUUUCGCCAAUUGAAGUAGAUGGUGUCAUGUUAUCUAAUCCUAAAGUGGAUGAGGCAGUUAGUUUCGGUGUUCCAAAUGAAAUGUAUGGACAAGUUGUCCAUGCUGCGGUUGUGUUGAAACCAGGUGCUAAAAUGGAGCAUGAUGAAUUCAUCACCUUUUUAAGCGAUAAAUUAGCAAAAUUUAAGCUGCCAGUAAAGGUCUACUUCGUCGAUAAAUUACCAAAAACAGCUACCGGAAAGAUACAAAGAAGAAUCAUUGCUGCAACUUUUGCUAGAGCUACCAAGAACACCAGCAAAUUAUGA